Molecule: messenger RNA, 8410 nt
Organism: Rhipicephalus microplus (southern cattle tick)
Lineage: Eukaryota; Metazoa; Arthropoda; Arachnida; Ixodida; Ixodidae
Product: zinc finger MYND domain-containing protein 19
Cellular component (GO): synapse; membrane; cytoplasm
Source: RefSeq, a predicted model, not a curated record
UGUGACGACGAGUCGUUGAUCGAGCGUGUGGCUGUGUUGUGUCCGCGCGAGCUCGGCUGAAUCGAGCGGUGGCUCCUGUAUGCCUAGCUGGACAAAAUGAAGGACCAGGCGGGCCCAUCAGACUCCUUGGUGUCCGGCGUCAAGUUGGGCAUCGUCAGGCUGGGCCGCGCCGCCGGAAAGAUAAAGUAUACCCUUCUGGAUGAAAGGGACAUAACACUGGUCCAAGAAUACUCAUUCGAGGCUCGUGUGGAGGUGGACAAGGAUGGCAAUGGGGCCCAGAUAUUUGCCUAUGCCUAUGAGGUGAAUCAGGGAAAGGGUUCUGGGCAGUACCUGCACCAACUGCUCUGGGAGCGGCAUUUUGGUGGAGUUGCCCCGGGGUUCAGGGUGGGGCACCUGAACGGAGUCACCAUGGACAAUCGGCUGGAAAACCUGGCUUUGGAGCGCCUGCCCUUGACGCCUCACCCGACUGUUGUGCCAGCUACGCCUUUCACGCCCGUGACAGAGUCCCAGCCAAAUAAGCAACGCGAGCAGUCUCUCUAUUGGGCUGCCAUUCAGCAGCUACCACCAGAGCACCUUGUGGAAGAGCUUGCAGAUGCGGCUGUCACCAAAUAUUACAAUGCCAACGGUGAAGUGAUCGAGGAAGAUGAGGAAGGUGGCUGCUACUAUGAGUGCCACUAUCCGCCCUGUAGCAGCCUGGAGCGGGAGCCCCGGGAGUUCAGCAUCUGUGGCCGUUGCCAAGCCGCCCGUUAUUGUGGCCUCUUCUGCCAGCAGCGCGACUGGCCCUUGCACAAGCGCCACUGCCGCCCCCGGCUUCGAGCACAUCGAGAGAAACCCCCUGAGCGAUGACUUCACUUGUCCGGGUAUUUGUAGAGACCUUCCUUCUCUGCCUGUGGUGGUUCGAAGCACCACUGGGACCUGCACUAAGGUGCUUGCUCAGCCUCACCUAUUGUAUGCCAAGCUUGAUGAGUGUCCCUAGGUGGAAGUACUUGUCAGCUGUGGUGGUAGCUAGCUCCAUUGAGCAUUCGUUGCUCUUGCUUCACUGCCAGAACAUCAGCUUGCAAACCGUGUGGGGGGGUUGCACACAGCAGUGCCUCCAAUCGAAAGUUUGAGUGUUUUUGCACUUUGUGUCUAUUAAAGCAGUGCAUGUGUGUGUUCUUAUUUUUUCACAGUCAUGCCAAUGCCUCUUUUUCAUCAGGCUUUUCGUUUUAACUGGUACUGUUGCCUUCCUGUAUCCCUCUAGUUUUGUUGUGAUGUCUUUGCUUGUCAAAAGUGCACUUUGUUGUUUUAGUGUCAUUGCCAUUCUUCCUUCAGUUUGUGUGAAAGGGGGAUGGUGUUGAGGAGUCAUUGACAUUCCUUGGAGGCUGCCCUCUACCCAGCUUUGUUGUUUGUCUAGUGGGCUCAUAUAGAUUGUUCGCAUUCAUUAUUGUGAGCAUGCAUUCUGAACUUGUUGUGAUGUUUGGUUUCGAGCUGGAAAGCAUAGAGUUUCAAUUUUUAAUUUGGAAGCAGUUUUGUGAACUCUGUCUGAAGGCAGUCUCUCUGAUAACGGGAAGAGCGGUGUCCUGGCACAUGUUCAAUGUCUGAUGGGAGUGCUUUUGAGCAGUCACAAUUUCAGAGAGCUUGCCAGUGACCUGGGUAUUUUAACGCUUCCCCGACUACUUGCCCUUAGUGAGGGUUCAAAACAAGUGUCUUGUAGUUAAGCUUAUAUCAAUGAAACAGUCAACGAUGAGUCCCCAGCAGUUUUAAUGGCAAUUAAUCACCAUAAAAUAAUUAAUUCCACAGCUGGUAAACUGCCACUGGUGUAGCUGCUGGAUACACUGCCUCCUAUUUUGUAGCCCGUGCUCGAAGCGUCUGAAAUUAGUGCACCCGUUGGUGUUUGAUGAUAGCGCCAGUUUUGGGGUCCUGCCUGCAACGGCCCCCUGUAAGUGCUCUGACCCUUAGGCUGACUGGUAAUCGAUCUGCAGUUAGCAUUACCAAUAUGCUCAGCGUGACCACUACUUGGUGCAAUAGCUUGCACAAACUAUCGCUGGUAUCACUGAGAAGUGUGUUUUGCCAAAGCAGGCAUGAUCACCAGAAUGGUGCCACUGAGCAGUGUUGGAAGAAGGGACCUCCCCACUGCUCCAUGCCGUCCAAGCCCUCUGACAACUUGUUAUUCUUGUGGGUAGUGUGUCUCACCUUACGGUGCCAGUUGUGACACACAGGGCUGAGCCAAGUCUGUCCGCAGUUGUCAGUGGUGCACAUUUAGCACUGCUGUAGGAACCACCUUGUGAUCUGUCGUUGAGCUGUUUGCACAUGUUUGGUGUAGUAGCGGUACCUGAACACUGCCAGUUUUACACGGAGUUUCAGUUUGAUAAGGUGAGAGGCUUGAAGCCUUCUUGAAAUUAGUGAAAUCCUGUCACAGUUUAGCAGUGCUGAUUUCCUGCUUGCAAUUGGAAGGAUUCAUGUAAUAUAACAGAUUUCUGUUGUCUGCAAGCCUAAGAUAGGAACAGUUUUAGCGAACCAGAAUUGGUGACAUUGGCUAAAAAUAGUGCUCGUUUUCGCACUAAUUGCAAUUCACAGCACUUUCUGGGGCUCCCAAAAUGUGGUCUGGGUUUCGCAAGUGCACUUGCGACAAGCUAGUUAAUAAAUAGCUACGUUGUGGCCGUAACAUAUGGCUGUGCUCUGGAUCCAAACAUACUAUGAUCAGCAUGUGUUCUGCGUGGUAGCAACAUCUUUUGGCAAAGAUUUUCAUCCUGAAUGCUCAAAGAAGUUAAUAUAAGAUGCACUUGGUGUCACCAUUGUGUUUCAGUGCAGAGAUUUCUGUGGCCAGAUUAGCUUUGAUAGCAGAUUAGCUUUAAUAAAAACUUUCUGGGAGCUACUUCCUUUUUGUGGUGUAAACUGCAAUUGGUGUAGGUAAAUAGUGAGCUGGUACAUCUGGGCAACUCAGUAGCAUGCAGGUCUGUUCACAUUUUUAAGACCGGUGUAAAACAUUAUCAUUUGCAUGUUCGUCAAUGUCUUUUAUCCUUCUUGACUACUCAGAUGUUUUAGUUGUUUUUGUAACUGCUUUCACCUUGUCUAAUGUACAUUGCUACAAUUUUUUUCAACUUGGGAGUUCUAAGAUUUUUUAAUAUUGAGCCUCAUUGCUCAUGUCUGGAUUUCUUGUAGUAUGAGCAGAAAUUUGCAUUUUGCAGAUUCAACUGGCAAAAUGGUAAACUGUACCAAAUUGGUAAGAUGUGCUGAAUUAUCUUACGUGUUUGUCUUCUACCUUAUUUUCAUUUUCUUAAGCUGGUGAGUGUCUCGGCACCAAUUGAAUACAAGCUUAAGUUCGCAGUAGCAAGUUUGACUUACUCACACAUGACGCAUGUUUAGGGUAGUCAUAAUGUUUCAUAUGUGACCUACUGAGCCGUUUAUUGCACUUGUGUGUUUCUGAGCAACACAAUCAACGCUUGUGGAGCAGUGCAUCGGUAUAAAGGUUUCUCUAGCUAGGGAAAUGAAUUGCAGCAAGCACGGAACUGCAGCAAGCACGGAACUUGUUGCACUAACAUAUGAAGACCUAGUGCUUUUACCAAGCCACCUAUUGUGGUACAGGACUAGGGUAGGAUUUUAAUGGGCAUAUAUACAAUUCAGCUGGUUUAUGUAGUGAAAAGUAUUCUAAAAACUGUUUUGUUAGCAUGGCACAAUACCUAAAUACUUAGCUAGACAAAGAACUACAUAAUAGUAAAUGGAUUCCCCUCUACAAUCAGUUGGGAAGUUUUUGGGAUGUACAUGAAGGCAACAGCUGCAUAACCUAGCAGCUACUGAAACUGGCCCAAUUUUAUUGCUUGUACGGCGUACACUCCAGUGGUGCCAUUUGCAAAGUUUGGCCGUUUUUGGUACCUCCUGCCUUUGUUGUCACUGUAUUCUUUAGUAGCUGACACAUGUGUUGUUGAAACCUUGUUGAGUUGUGAUAAGCCUCAAGAGCUUAAGAGCUUGUGCAUUCGUGCACUGAAUGCUUCUGCUGCAACCCAAAUAUGUGCGCUUUGUUAACUUUCUUGUGCCAUUACCAAAAAGUGUUUGUCAUUCACUGCAAAGUUUGUUGUAAGUAGCUUUGUAGUGGUCAGUCAUCCUGCUAGGAAAGGCCAGGAAUGGGCAUGAUGUAUCUGCUGUUGCUCAUCAUGCACUGGCCUGUUUCCUAAUAUGCCAAACAGGUCUCUUUUUUUUAUAUCCAAUGUCAAGUGCAUCUGCUGUUUUGCUGUGUAAAACACUGCACAGAAGCAAUGACAUAUUGUAGCUUGUAGUUUAUUCUGAGUGUUGUAGUAUGGUCUGUGUGUUCCACAUUCUGCAUUCUAGUCUGGCUGAGUGAACACAACGAGCACAUGAUCUCAACAAGCCAACAAGAUUGCAGAAUGAGUGACGUGUGCCACAGUGGUUCUGUUUACAUUUUGUUUAGCAACUAACUUUCGUACUGAAAGACAGUAGCUUGUGCAGUGUGGUCAGUUGCAAAAUGCAGAGGAACAGCAGCAGUGCAACGUUUUUCAUGCCUGAAGGAUGAUGGCGGGUCACGCUGUGGCCAUUUUUCAUCUAGCUUUUGACGACUUGAAAAUAAUAGUAAUCAGCCUGUCAAAUGCCUAGUAUGAGUGGCCAUCUAUCUAUACUACCUUUUGGUGAUGACAAUGCAACUGGUUCCAACUUGCCUUUGCAUGGCUGCCUAUGCUGGUGCAAGGCUUGAGCAAUAAGCCCAAAUCAUGAGAAUUCUUCUUUCUGCAUUUUGUCGCUGUCGAAAGCUGUGCUCCAACUAAAAGAUCAGUGGUAGUAAAGAAUGGAUAAAAAAUCUGCCACACAUUUGUCUUCAAAUAACACUCGUUGUUGGGCUAGUUAGUGCAUUGCCUCAGAAAAAAAAUUCCAGCCAAUAAAAUAACGAACACAGGAAACAGGAAUGCGGCUAGACUAUUAACUGUUUAUUCACGUUCGCAUGCCUCAAGUAUAUGUGAUCAUGCAGUCACAUGGUCAAGUUAGAAGCUCUUAAGAAAAGUUGCAAAAUACAAUAAACUGACGCACAAUCACUCAAUGCAAUCUUUGCCGUACUAAUCACUCAAGAUUACAAAAAAAGAUUCCGGGAAAGUUUUAUCCUUCCUGUGCACUGCCACGGAGCUAUCACUGCAACAUGCAUCACCAUUCUUUGCAGUGUGAGAAGCUUCUAGUUUUUUACGUGCCAAUUUGUCAUGGCUUCUGCCCAAAAUCCUGAUUUCGUUCAAAACUGGCUUACAUUUAUACUGUUUACAAUGAAGGGCUAAAUUGGAGCCUGUUCCUUUCUGUAACGAUUUAAAAUGUUCCCAGGCUUUAAAAUUCACACAACAACCUGUUUGGCCUAUGUACAACAUUCCACAAGUCAGUGGAAUUGCAUACACCACGCCAACAACACAAUUUACAAAAAUCUGCCCAUGCUUCGCUUCACACUGAGGUUUCUUCUUUCUCUCAAUGCGUGUGCAUAAGCCACCCAGUUUCCUUGGUGCAGAAAAACCACGAACACAUCAUACUUGAAAGCAACUUUUUUCAGGCUAUGCGCAACGCAGUGUGUAUAGGGCACCACCUGUGGUCUUAUCUGCUCUAGACCAGUCUGCGUGUUGUUUUUUUCUUUCAUUUUUUAUAGCAAAGAUUCAGAUACAGCGGACAAAACACAUCUGGGAAAGCCAGCGUUUUUUAGUCUAUCAAUCUGGGCGAUAAAGCUCGUCUCAAGCAUGUACUCACAGGACUUAGUCAGGGCAGAUUCAAGGCAAAGAGAACAGAUGGCUUUCUUAACAGUCUUAGAGUGUGUCAAGCCAUACGGUAACAACUCUCUUUGCUCUUGGCAAAUAUCCAACACAAGUGUCCUUCACAACACAUUAUAUUUGUCUAAAAAUUGCAGACGAUUGUUCACCGGCAACUCAUGCGUAAAGCAGCACAAUACGCUUUGCACGGUGUCGUCAUAGGCCACGUUAAAAUCAGUUGCUAAAAUUACCAAAAAGUCAUCCACGUAUCUACAAAUUCGCAGGACAGUGCCUUUGUCUAACGUGGAUUGUAACUCCCGGUCAAUAGAGGAUAAAAAAAAAUGUUUCACAGCACAGGGGCAACACAGGAUCCUAUGCACAUCCUUUUCUUUUAAAUAUGCAAGCCUGAGUCAAAGGAAACAACCGUCGACCGAAGGUAGAAUUUGAGGAGCAACAAACUUUCUCACACUAAUGCCCACAGAGUUUUGAAAUGCGAUAGUUCCAUUAUACUGAAUGCAAUGUCUGACAGACUUAAACAGCUCUGUAUGCGGUACGGAGUAGAAUAAAUCCGACAUCAAUGGAAAAUGUAAAACCUAUUUCCUUCUGCUUUUCUAAAAAAAGCAAUGACGUCUGUCGAAUCUCUUGUUAAAAAUGGGUCACACAACUCAAGCGCUCGCAAGUGGUCAAGCAAAAAUGAGCUACCUUGCUGUAACCAAGUACCGUGUUGACUGACAAUGCACCUGAAUGGCAUGUGUAGCUUGUGCGCCGUCACAGUGAAGAACACGUCUAAAGUUUCUUUCUUGCAGUUACUGAUGGCAGCGGCUAAUCAAGGAAGCUGCAUCUCAUUGCACAUAGCUAUCGCGUUUGUCUUCAUUCUGCAAGUCUUGCUGCUCACCUGUACAAAGUUCUUUGAUAAUGCUUCAGUUGCCUUUUUCUUUGUACCUUGAUGCAGACAUCACCACAAAUCUGCCUUCUUUAUCUCCUUGUAGUAAUCGUAGGUCGUUCCUUUCAAAGUAGGAGAUGACAUGCUGUGUGCUGUCCUUUGGUAGAAGGUCCGUUUUCCGUGCAGUUUUCAUAAUGCUGUCCACACCAUCUAACAGGCAUCUCUCACUGUCAUCUCUAGCUUUAUAAGCCAACUUCCUGUUUAACGUGAAUAGAUUGUGUGCCUGAAUCGUUGGCGGCACGCUGUACUUUGAUCUUUUCUGCAAAAUGGCAGCUACACCUUCAGGAACAGAGGCGUCGUCUAGAAGAACCAGUCUGCAGGGCUUAGUGGCUGCCUUUCCAGCCUUCCUCAGCGAGAACUGAAGGAGUCGUUUCCACAGGAACUCUGUGUUCUGCAUUGUGAUUCAUCUGUAGGUUUUCAUUUUUUCUUUAGCAAUCUACGCUGUGUCACGAGCAUAGCACAGCACCCGAAUCCAAUCGUACUAUAGUCUAACCCGCGUCCCAAUUUCUGACUUUAUGAUCUGGCAGAUACGCUUGACGUGCCCAAUAGACAGUGUGGCCAUUCUGAAAAAAGCCGCAAUUUCUGGCAGCACCAAACCGUUUCGUAAGUAGUAGGAGUAACACCUUGUACAGCAUGUUGCCGUGGAAAUUUGAACGAUCUAGCUGCCUUCCUGUCUCCUUUUUAGUUUCCUGUGUUUGUUAUUUUAUUGGAUGAAAUUUUUUCUGAAGUUUGUCUUCAAAGUGCUGCAACUGCUUUGCGGGACGGACACUUGUUUUGUGCUUCACUUCUUGCAUCAACAAGGUUCUGCUGGCAUGUUUGUGAAGAUGCAGGGCGUUUGGGUCCCAUCUUUUUUGUGGAUUAAUCUAGUCCCUUGCUAUGCAUGCACUUGCUUGUUUAUUUUCAUCGGUGUUUUUCGCUACUGUUCGUAAGUUUCAGUAUUUACAAGGUUUGCACAAAAAUAAUGUGCACACUCUGAUCGUCUCACUGAACUGAACCCAUCUUGUUCUAUAAACUGUUAUCCCAUUGCCUAGGAGUACCUGUGAAGUGGCUGUACUCUCUGGGGUGUUUUAAUGUACAGAAGUUUCUUAAGGGCAUCAAAUGAUAACCCGGCCUGUAGGUAAAACCACUGAAAACUGUCAAAUUAUGAACUUACAAAAGAAAGAAAACCUUGCCGUGAGUAAUAAGCUCCCCCUGGGUCCAAAUAUCUUUGACCGGAACUCUGUGAUUACCUCCUGUGGUAUACAUCUGUCAUUUGCACUCUAAUUGUAUACCAGCUCAGAAAUGUAGGCUGCAUUUCAAAGGAAAGUUUUAGCCAUAGUGAAGACCACGUUGCCUGGAAUCGGUGCUUUACUACUGUUAUAGACCCUCAAGAUCCCUGGGCGACCCCUUCAAUCGCUUAUAUGACCUACAUCGUAAAUUCCUCCUCUGUAUUACUCUCAUGCCUUUGUUGUAUAACUUUCUAAACAAAUUAUUUAUUGCCGUGAAAGUAUCCAGUAUGUGUGAGUGGUCAUAUACAAUCUUUUUCUUGCAUCCUGAAAGUUUUGCAUCAGUUGUACAAUAUUUCUCAUACGAGAACAAGAAUGGUUGGCGUCGCCCUUAGGUUGUGAAUAUGUGUUGCUGGAUUGUUAAUUGCUGGGUUCAGUUUCUGUCAUAUUGCCCUGUGCCUGACCUGAAUGAGCUCUUAUGAGAAAAACUUAAUUUUUGCUCAUCGUGCUUAAACUUGUGUGAGCCACAAAAAUAAUAAACCAUGUCGCCACAGAUCCAA